Diutina rugosa is the source of this 981-nucleotide messenger RNA. Its product is annotated as exosome non-catalytic core subunit. Gene Ontology annotation, cellular component: nuclear exosome (RNase complex); cytoplasmic exosome (RNase complex). Gene Ontology annotation, molecular function: RNA binding. The record is from RefSeq and is a predicted model, not a curated record. Gene Ontology annotation, biological process: exonucleolytic trimming to generate mature 3'-end of 5.8S rRNA from tricistronic rRNA transcript (SSU-rRNA, 5.8S rRNA, LSU-rRNA); TRAMP-dependent tRNA surveillance pathway; poly(A)-dependent snoRNA 3'-end processing. NCBI's taxonomy places the organism in Eukaryota, Fungi, Ascomycota, Pichiomycetes, Serinales, Debaryomycetaceae. The coding region runs from base 1 to 981 and encodes 326 amino acids. The transcript has a single exon.
AUGUCGGUCAUUAGUAUAACCACGCCAGCACCAAAGAACAAUGAUGUUGACCUGGAUGAAGAGAUGGACAACGUUCACGAGGCGAUUGUCACUCCGGGUGAGCUUGUUACCACCGACCCUGUGUGGAUGAAGGGGCAUGGCACAUACUUUUUGGAUGACAACACUUACUCAGCGGUAGCAGGGCAAGUGCUGAGAGUUAACCGGUUGCUCUCAGUGAUUCCGCUUCGAGGGAGAUACCAGGCGGAGACAGGCGACCAUGUGGUUGGUCGAAUUACAGAAGUUGGUAACAAGAGAUGGAAGGUCGACAUUGGAUGUAAGCAGGAUGCAGUACUCAUGUUGGGGCUGGUCAAUUUGCCCGGUGGUGUCCUCCGACGGAAGCUGGAGAGUGAUGAAUUGCAGAUGCGUAACUUCUUGAAGGAAGGCGAUUUGCUCAAUGCUGAAGUACAGACUGUAUUUAACAACGGUAUGGCGUCUUUGCACACUCGUUCACUCAAGUACGGGAAAUUGCGUAAUGGUAUCUUCAUGAGAGUUCCUCUGUCACUUAUCCUUAAGCUGAAGAAUCACGCGUUCGAUCUUCCAGGGAAUGUUCUGAUUAUCCUUGGCUCAAAUGGUUAUCUCUGGCUCUUCAAACCCACCAGUAUCCAUCGCCCUCAAAAGCACGAAGUUGCGGAGAAGAUCUUGGAAUCGGCGAAGCUGACAUUCACUACGCCACUGAUCACCCGUCUCGAAGAUGAAUCUUCGUGGGAAAUCUAUAGUGAUGUCAACGAUCCGAUUCCAGCUGCUGUUCGUCAAAAUAUCACCCGGUACUACAACGUCAUUAAGGCACUUGCCUCUUGCGAGUUGGGGAUCACUGAACAGCGUAUCAUCUUGGGAUACGAAGCCCUGAUGGGGUUCGAAGGCAUCGGUCUGUUAAAUGAAAAGGAAGCGAUGGAAUCUUUGUGCAAUGAAGUGCUCAGAUCUGAAAAGAUGAGAGGGCAGUGA